AUGCAUACUUGUUUCAUCGCGCUAGCAUCUGCGUCUGUUCUGCAUCUGCCUCUCUGGUCUUCCGUAGUGUACGGAUACAUGGUCCCCAUCAGAGAGCCUCCCGCCCUUGUCUUUCCAUCUCCUCGAGUCCCUCCCCUUCAGGAACCCUUGCUGGUUCGUUGUAAAGUCUGGUGUGCCUCGUAA
Colletotrichum costaricense is the source of this 183-nucleotide messenger RNA. RefSeq lists its product as uncharacterized. The record is from RefSeq and is a predicted model, not a curated record. NCBI's taxonomy places the organism in Eukaryota, Fungi, Ascomycota, Sordariomycetes, Glomerellales, Glomerellaceae. The coding region runs from base 1 to 183 and encodes 60 amino acids. The transcript has a single exon.